Messenger RNA from Sitodiplosis mosellana (orange wheat blossom midge), 1921 nucleotides. Its product is annotated as cyclin-L1. Gene Ontology annotation, biological process: regulation of transcription by RNA polymerase II. The transcript is spliced from 5 exons. The coding region runs from base 128 to 1540 and encodes 470 amino acids. NCBI's taxonomy places the organism in Eukaryota, Metazoa, Arthropoda, Insecta, Diptera, Cecidomyiidae. The record is from RefSeq and is a predicted model, not a curated record. Gene Ontology annotation, molecular function: cyclin-dependent protein serine/threonine kinase regulator activity. Gene Ontology annotation, cellular component: nucleus.
AAAUGUCAUUGUGCGGGUUUUUUUCUGUCACGCCACCAUUUCUCUAGCAAUAUAUCAGUUCUUAAACGUUUGCACGCAAAUAAUAUGUAUAAAAUUGAAUUGUAGAGAGAAAAGGCAUAAACAUUCAAUGGAAAUGACUCAAAAUAGCGUCUUACCGCGUUUAUUUGGCAAAAUUACAUUAACGCUUGAGAAUUGUUUACUAUCCGAUAAUAAAUUGCAAGAAACACCAUCACAGCAAGAUGGUUUGGAUAAAGAGACUGAAACUGAUUUGCGAAUCCUUGGUUGCGAGCUGAUUCAAAUUUCGGGAAUACUCCUAAAGCUGCCACAGGUGGCCAUGGCUACGGGUCAAGUAUUGUUCCAGCGGUUCUACUACUCAAAAUCGUACCUUCGGCAUAAUAUGGAGACAACAGCAAUGUGUUGCAUAUACUUGGCUUCGAAAAUUGAGGAAGCACCACGUCGGAUCAGAGAUGUAAUCAAUGUAUUCCAUCAUAUCAAACAAGUUCGCGGUCAAAAACCUAUACAUCCAAUGAUUUUGGAUGCAUCUUACAUUGCAUUGAAAACACAAGUAAUAAAAGCGGAGCGUCGCGUUUUAAAGGAGCUUGGAUUCUGUGUGCAUAUUAAACAUCCCCACAAGCUCAUUGUCAUGUAUUUACAAGUGCUUGGAUACGAGCAGAAUCAGCGUCUCAUGCAAAUGGCUUGGAAUUUCAUGAACGAUUCCUUACGUACGGAUGUAUUUGUGCGAUACAACCCCGAAUCGAUUGCUUGCGCGUGUAUCUAUUUGACUGCACGCAAGAUCAACUUACCGUUACCCAAUAAUCCCACGUGGUUUGGUGUAUUUAACGUCAGUGAAAAUGAUAUUCUGGACAUAUCCUACAAAAUCAUGGACUUGUACCGUCGUGCUAAACCAAAUGCAGAAGCACUUGAACAAACUGUUGAGAAGAUUCGAAAGGUGUUUGAGGAAAAGAAAAACAAGAAUAAAACCGGGCAAAACACGCCACCGCUUACAGUAUCGGUGGAUCGAAAUGACAAAUCGCAUAAUGCCUGGGGCGGGUUCAUUUCACGUGCUCCUACAAAUAAUGAGAAUAAUGCUGACAUCGAAAAACAACCAAUUAAGAUAGAUAGCCAAUCAAAUGUUCGACCGAUCCACACGGAAUCCGUCCCUCCGACCAGUCAACCGCUGCAUCACAAUGAUUCGUCUAACAACGACAAUACAAAAACGACUUCAAGAUUGUCACGAGAUCAACAAGGUGGAAGAAGGUCUCCGUCAAGGUCCUCCCGUUCAAAGUCCAAUUCCCGAUCACCCAACGAUAGACGGAAAAAAAUGCGGAACAGAUCUCGCUCUCGUAGCAGAACAAAUGAAAAGCAUAAGGGAAAGAAGUCUAGGGACAAUGGAGACAAAAAACAUCAUUCAUCAUCCGACAAACACCGGGAAUACAGGGACCGAGAGCGGAGAGAUAGAGACCGUAGUAGGGAAAAUCGUUAUUCAAACAGGGGUCAUCGAGAUGAUCAUCGAGACCGGUUCCGCGAUCGGAAACGAUAAUCUAUUCUGAAAAUUCACCGGUAUUAUGUCAAGAGGAGCAAAAACCUACAAAAAUUUCAAACUAAAACAACCAAUAAAGAUUCAUUAUUGUCAAAAUGUUUGCAUUAUUAUCAAUGCCAACUAUUAUGUUAUCCUUCGAGCUAUUUUGAGUUGCUGUAUACACUCAACAAAAUUUUGACAUCGCCGAUGUCGUUUGUACAUGGAUCAUAUUAUUUUACACGGCAUAUAAGGUAAAUGCUUUGAUGUUAUCGGGGUUUUUAUGCACGUUCCAAUAAAAUAUCUUCUUAGUUGUACACAUAUAUUCAAUGACGUUACAUCAAAGUGUCUUUUAUGAAAUUUAAAUACAGUUUAGCUUUUAAAGCAAUUUCUAGUAAAUUAAAA